Molecule: messenger RNA, 5830 nt
Organism: Lepisosteus oculatus (spotted gar)
Lineage: Eukaryota; Metazoa; Chordata; Actinopteri; Semionotiformes; Lepisosteidae
Source: RefSeq, a predicted model, not a curated record
GCCCGGGCAGUAUGGGAUAGUGGAGGAGCUGUUGUUACGGGAGAAAUGAAGAGGAGCUGGGAGCUAGGAGCGCUUGAAAUGCAAGGCAAUAACUCAUAAUUUCAAGAAAUAAGCCCCCUCCCUGUCGCCCCUCCUUUUGAAACAAACAAACACUUUUGAUCUGGACAAGGCUCCGGUUAGCAUUUUACGGUUGUAGCCGUACAGAAUGUCCAAGAUCAGGAGGAAGGUAACAGUGGAGAAUUCUAAGACCAUAUCUGACAGCAGCUCUCGCCGACCCAGUGUGUUCGAGAGACUUGGGCCGAGUACUGGAAGUAAUCCUGAAACACACUGUCGAAAUUGGCUAAAGACCGGCAGCUGUAUUUACGGGAAUACGUGUCGGUUCACACAUGGAACUCAGCCCCGAGGCAAAGUAUACAGUGGUACGUACAGAAGGUCACCCGAGAGGCCCACUGGAGAUCUCCGAGAGAGGAUGAAGAACAAACGCCAGGAGGCAGAGCCUGAUACUCAGAAAAGAAACCCCGAAGAGCCCGGCUCCCCUGCCGCUCGGAGAGACUCCUCGCGAAGCCGGCACCGGGAGAAGGAAGACAUUAAGAUAACGAAGGAGCGCACCCCAGAGAGCGAAGACGAGCCGGCGGAGUGGGAGGCCAGUCGGGAAGAUUCUGACAAUGGGGACUACGAUUAUGAAUUGUCUCUGGAAAUGAAAAGGCAGAAGAUUCAGCGAGAGUUAAUGAAGCUGGAGCAAGAGAACAUGGAGAAAAGAGAAGACAUAGUCAUCAAAAAGGAGGAACAGAACAACAAGAGCAGGAAUAGCAACCUGUCAAAGAUCUCUCCUGAGCCUAUCAGUUCUAAAGGAUCUCCUUCAUCGAGAAAAUCCAGUGGAUCACCCAAACACAAAGCCAGCUCUAAAGCUGUCUCCUCCAGCAAGAAGGAGAAAAAGACCCCGGUUGUCUCCUCACCUGUAUCGGAUCAGGCACGAUCAUCCAAGAUCAUCCAUGGGAAAAAGAAAGGGCCUCGCACCCCGAGCCCUCCUCCUCCAGCCCAGGAGGAGAACCCCGUCAGUAAGAAGCACAAAGGGAAACACAAGACUAAAGAAAAGGUGGAGGAGAAGCCCAAAGAGGCCAAAGAUAGGGGCAGGGAUGCAGAAAAGCACAAGGAGAAGAAGGAGAAACGUAGGGAUCGUUCGGAAAGCUCCCACAAGCUGAAGCGGUCCCUCAGCCCCGAGGCCCGCUCGGGCAGCAGCUCCUCGCCCUCCCGGGAGACCUCUCCCUCGGCCAGGAGGAAAUCGGCCUCUCCCGGCGUGUCCAGACCUGCAGCUCACAAAGUUCCCCUGUCCCCAUCCCACAGGUCUUCCACGCCGCCUCCGCACCGCCACACCCCGACUCCCCCCCGGCACCACUCGCCCUCUUCCCACUCGGGCUCCUCGGCGCAGAGGCCCUCCCCCUCGCCCCGCCGCCGGCGCUCGGCCUCGCCCUACUGGAAGAUGAAGACUAGCCUGUGGCUUAUGCAAGGACGUCAUCGAGUCUUUUUCACCCAUUUUAAAGCAGCCUCUCUUCUGACGUCAGGCAUCCGCGGCUCGCGGGGGGCCCAGCUAGACGGCCACAGCGGCAGCGGCAGCAGUUUCCACGAGAACUGGGAGUCGCGCGGCAGCUACGCGGAGCGGGGCUCCGACAGGGGGGCGGAGCGGGAGCGCUACGAGGCCGACCGCCGGGAACAGGCCCGCGACGCGUCCUUCGACCGGCGGGGCGGUCACGCGGAGCGCGAUCGCCGGGACGCCAGGGACAGAGAUCAGAGAGCCGCCUCGCCCGCCAGGCACCAGGGCCGCAGCGACGAGCCGGAGCGAGAGGACAGGAGGGACGAGCGCAGGGCCGACAGGGGGGAGGACAGGCGGGAAGACCGGGCCAGGGAGAGGGAGCGGGACCGCGAGCGGGAGAGGGAAAGGGAGCGGGAGAAGGAGAAGGAGAGGGAGAGGGAGAAGGAGCGGGAGAAGGAGAGGGAGGCGGAGCGCGAGCGAGCCAGGGAGCGGGAGAGGGAGCGCGAGAGGGACAGGGAGAGGGAGCGCGAGAGGGAGGAGAGGGAGAGGGAGAGGAAGGACAGGGAGCGCGAGAGGGAGCAGCGCGAGAGGGACAGGCAGAGAGACUGGGACGACCGAGACAAAGGAAGGGAGGAGCGACGAGACCGGCGGGACGAACAGCGAGAGGAUCGAGUCGUCAGGGACGCGCACGAAGACCGGAAGCCCAGCCGGAAGAGGCACCGUGUGGACAGCAGCCCCAGCCCACGUCCCUCCCCUAAGAGAGCUAGAGACGCCAGCCCAGACAGUGACGGUUACAACAGCGCAGAGGAGAAAAGUGAGAAGCACAGGCUGCUGAGCCAGGUGGUGCGACCCCAGGACCCGUCUCGCUCCCCGCCGCGCCCCGCCGCCGAGGAGAAGGCCGGCCGCUGGAAGGAGGAGGACCGGAAGGCCGAGCGGAAAGACGGCACCAGGACGAGGCACGAGGAGCCCGAUCUCCGAGACCGGGGGGCUGCCAGAGCAGAGCGGCAGAGGGAUCACCUCCUGGACACUGGCACGGCAGGGGGCCCGGACCCCCGCAGGGGCAAGGAGCCGCUGGACCCGCCCGCGGAAGAGAGAGAGGCCGCCCACGAGGAGGGCAAGAAGAAGACCAAGUCCCAGAAGAAGGGCCUGAAGAAGAACCGCAAGGAGGAGGAUGGAGGCAGCGGGACGGAGAGGUUCAACCCGGAGCCUCCGGCGCCGGCCGCCGAAGAGGCGCCGCUGCAGUCCCCCAGGAAGGGGCCCAAGAAGAAGACGGUGGAGAAGAAGCGCAAGCACUCGCGAGGCGGGGAGUCCGACAUCUCGGAAGAGGAGGCGGCCCAGCCGCCGAGCAAGAAGAAGCGGGGCCCGAGGACGCCGCCCCUGCUGGGGCCGUCCGCCGUCAAGGACGGCUACCCUGCCCAGGCUCCCGAGAAGACUCCUGCCCCGGGGGCCUGCCCGCCCCACAAGGCCGACGCCACCUUCAGCGACUGGUCCGACGAAGACGUCCCCGAGCGGGCCGACAUGGUCUCGCUGCCUCCUGUCGAGAGAGAGAGAGCCCCGCCGGAGGCUCCCAAGAAGGGACUGAAGGGCAAAGAGAGAGCAGAACCGCCGAUCGCUCCUCUGUUGGCUCAAGAGCCGCCCUCUCUGCUGCAGCAGCCCCCGAUUACCCUGCAGCCCCUGAUGCCCCAGCACCUCCUGCGCAAAGUCCCGGAGCAGAAGCGCAGCAACAGCCAGUGUAGCAACCAGAGCCGCGCGUCCUCGCGCCACCUCAGGUCUCCCUCCAGCGAGUCGACGCACCGCGGCGGGGAGGACCACGGCGUCCGCAGGAGGAGGCUCCAGGGGGGCUCACGCGACCGGGACAGAGACCGCGACAGAGACAAGGGCUCUGCUGUGGAGCUACCCGUGGAGAGGAAAUCCCGCAUCGAUCAGCUGAAGCGCGGGGAGCCCAGCCGCAGCACGUCGUCGGACCGCCAGGAUUCCCGGAGCCACAGCUCGCGCCGGAGUUCCCCGGAGUCGGAGCGCCAGGCUCGUUCCCGAGCGGGGUCCUAUGACAGCAGGGAGCGGGAGAGGGACCGGGAGCCGUUUGACAGGGACAGGGAGCGCAAGGACGGCCGGGACUGGGGCCGCGGCAGGGAGCCCGUCCGGAGCCGGGAGCCGAGGAAGAGGGACGCUGACCCCGAGAGAGAGAGGCACCCGCCCGAGGCCCACGAGAGAGACCGGGACCGCGAGAGGCUCCUGGAGGCCCCGGCGCACAGCGAGAUGAAAAGGACUGAGCCAAAGCCGGAGAGGGACUUGGAGCCCGUGCCGCGGGAGAGCAUGACCUCUGAGGCAGUCAGGCCGGAAAAGACUUUGGACACCCUGCGUGUCACGGAGGACGUGCAGGAAACGGAGAAGCCGGACAGCGUAGAUGGUGAGGAUGAUGGGAAAGCAGAUGAAGUGCAGUCCAUGGUGUCAGGAGGAGAGGAGUAUGAGCCCAUCAGCGAUGAUGAGCUGGACGAGAUACUGGCCGACAGCGCACAGAAGAAAGAAGACCAUCAGGAUGAAGAAAAUAUGCCAGAUCCUCUGGAUGUGAUUGACGUGGAUUGGUCCAGCCUGAUGCCUAAGCAGAAGAAGGAGUCCCGGGAGGCCGGAGCAGCUCUGCUGAAGUUCACUCCGGGGGCGGUGCUCCUGAGGACAGGCAUCUCCAAGCGCCUGGCUGGAGCCGACCUCUUCUCCCGAGUCAAGGACGUCUGCAGCGGGGAGCUGGAGGACCCCAAGGGUGCUGAUAAGCUGUUCGAACACGAGCUGGGAGCCCUGAACAUGGCUGCUCUGAACCGGAGAGAGGAGAGAGCGGGCCUGCUGAGUAACCUGGGGCCGUGCUGCAAGGCCCUCUGCUCGCGGAGAGACAUCGCCAUCCGCAAACAGCUGCUGAAGAACGACAAGGGAGCAACAAAACAGGUGUACGCCAGUGCUCAAGUGGUGGACAAUGAAUUGCUACAGCUGAGUAUCCGCUUGUUCAAGAGAAAGACAGCGGGUCAGCCCCAGAACCAGGAAAAGACUGAAAGCAGCACACUUUCUCCGCCAAGCGCACAACCUGAAGUGUGCGUAACUUAAGUUUACAGUCCCUCACUUUGGAAAGACUUCAUAGAGACUGGUAAUUGCUAGCCUAUGGGGAAAGUCCUGUGCGUUGCACUGAAUUUGUAAUAAUGUUUCAGCAAAUCAUUUUUAGAGCAGUGUACGGAAAAUGCUUUUUUUUGUUCUGCCAUUUUGUUCUUUUUAACAUACUGUACUAAAAUUUAAUUUUGUGCAUUGGUUAUUAAACAGACCAUUAGAUUUUGUUGCUCUUUGGAGAGAGAUGUACAGUUUCUUUAUGAUGUAGUUUUACUACAUGAAAGAAUCAGAUUUCAGGUCAGAUCAGGAUCACUUCCUGAGAUAACAGAUGUGGGACCUGUAAUACUUAACCCUGGUCCUGGGGGACCCAUAUCUUGUUAUUUUUGUCCCUGACAAGUAGUUAAUUAGAGGCUAAUAGAUGUAAGUCUUUAUCUGAGAUAAACUUUUAAACUUGCUUUGAGCUCUUACGAAAUUGAAUGAUAUUUGUAUCAAUUCUGUACCAUUUUCCAGAUUUCAGAACUGCCCUUGUUAAGAUAUUAGUGUUACUUCAAUUGUCAAAUUGGACCUCUGUAGAUAGAUAGAACCUCUGUAGAAGGAUAGAAAUACACUGGCCAUAUCUGAUUAAUUGCCACUCCUCCAUUUCUGUUCAUCAUAAAUUGCUCAUUACCUGUUAUGAUACAGGAAUCCAAAAUGUUCAGGUGAAGAGAAUUUGAAUAAAGUUUCAAGAGCUUAGGCAUCUAGAACGAUACAGUUGUUACUGGGUAUUUUUUAAAGCAAGGAACAGAUAGACAAGUCUAAACAAGUAGUAUUGUCUAAACCAGAGAAUACCAGGUCAUGAAAUGAAACCCAGCUGAACUAAGGGUCUCCCAGUACCAGAACUACAAACAUUCUGCAGAUUUUACCAAUCUUAAGGUUACCAAUAGCAAGGAAUGCACAAAUAUGAAUGAAUAAUUUAGUGAGAAGCUAGAACAGCAGAGCCUUGUUUACGUGGAUACAGGUUUUUAGUGAAACUCUGCUUGUACCCUAAACACUAUCAAUAUUGGCUCAAUUCAACCCAUUUACCAGGCUCUUCCAGCCAUUUAGGUGCAAUUUGCUUAGAGGGAGGCUUCCUGCAGUAGCUCACUUCGGUUUUCCUGAUGGAACUGAAAUGUGAGACUUUCAUAUCUCUACUGUAACUGACAUUUUUUUCUUAGAUUAAACUCAAGGCUCAGA